Molecule: messenger RNA, 4096 nt
Organism: Diorhabda sublineata
Lineage: Eukaryota; Metazoa; Arthropoda; Insecta; Coleoptera; Chrysomelidae
Gene: gro
Product: protein groucho
Exons: 15
Coding region: 304-2550 (748 amino acids)
Biological process (GO): negative regulation of canonical Wnt signaling pathway; regulation of DNA-templated transcription
Cellular component (GO): transcription regulator complex; nucleus
Molecular function (GO): protein binding; transcription corepressor activity
Source: RefSeq, a predicted model, not a curated record
AGAUGAGUUUGUUCGGUUUGGUUUGGAAUGUGUCAGUCUUCAUAACCCAACUAAUUUUAUUGUUUUUCAAUAAAAGAUUAUGAAAAUUGUUAUAAAGUGAUAAUUACUUGAUUCGGCAAUGUUUCGUUUUGUAAAUAGUUGACGAUAAUUUUCACGAAUUUAAACUAUGCUAUCUUCCGUGGUGUUUUGAGGUUAGAAAGUGAUUCGAUUGUUUUGGUUUAAUAUUUCCUUGAAAUGUGCGGCUUUUUUCGGCUCUAAUUAAAGUGAAUUUUUAGUGACAAAUUUAGGAUUAUUUAAUACAGCAUGUAUCCUGCAUCUACCAGACAUCCGACAAGUGGGGGUCCACCACCACAAGGUGGUCAAAUCAAAUUUACAAUAGCAGACACUUUAGAAAGGAUAAAAGAAGAAUUUAAUUUUCUGCAAGCCCAAUAUCACACGUUAAAACUAGAAUGUGAGAAAUUAGCUAGUGAAAAGACUGAAAUGCAACGGCACUACGUCAUGUACUACGAAAUGUCAUAUGGCCUUAAUGUGGAAAUGCACAAACAGACUGAAAUUGCAAAACGCUUAAACGCUAUUAUCGCCCAAGUGCUGCCCUUCUUGGCUCAAGAGCAUCAACAGCAAGUAGCCACAGCUGUCGAAAGGGCCAAACAAGUUACAAUGGCCGAACUAAAUUCCAUUAUAGGGCAACAGCAACAACAAGGCCUUCAACAGUUGCUUCAACAAAUACACGCCCAACAGCUACCGCACGGUGCUCAUGGACCUGGGUUACCAAUGGGUCCACAUCCAGGUCUCCCAGGAAUGGGUCCAGCAGCUGGUUUAUUGGGCUUCGGAGCUGGAUUGGCAGCAGGAGUUCCUGGUGCACCUGGAGGUCCUCAUCCUUCAGUCGCUGGUGGUGCACAUCCUCUACUUAAACCUGCCGAUCUCCAUGCUAGAGAUCAUCAAGAUCUUAAAAGGCCUGGCAGCACAAAUGCUGAAGAAAGACUGAACUCUGUUUCACCUGGUGAUAGAGAUAAAUAUAGGUCACGAUCUCCAACAGAAGUCGAUACUGUGAAACGACGAAAAGAAGACAAAUUAGGACAUGAAAGUGAUGGGGAAAAAAGUGAUCAAGAUUUAGUUGUGGACGUUGCUAAUGAGGAAGCAACAUCACCACAUACGAACGGGGAACAUGUUUCUUUAGGAAAUUCCAAUGAAAUUAGGGAAAACGGAAGUACCAACGGUGAUAAAAUAAAAGUAGAAAGACCACCCAGUAGAAGUGGUUCCUCUUCAUCGAGAAGUACGCCAUCUUUAAAAAGCAAAGACGAGAAACCUCUUACGCCUGGUUCAAAGCCUCGGUCUACGACGCCAAAUCUAGGUGCUGGACCGGCACCAACUGCUAAAGUUGGUCACGCAGGUCAAUAUCCACCUUAUCCUUUAGGAGCUUCAAGAGGUCCCGAACAUUUGAGCCCAUAUAAUAAUGUAGCUCCUUCUCCCUAUAGUCGACCGGCUAUGUUAGGUUAUGAUGGACAUCCGCAUACUAGAGCCCCUGGAAUUGCAACGAACGGAAUGGGAGCCAUUCCUGGAGGAAAACCGGCUUAUUCUUUUCACAUGAACGGUGAAGGUCAAUUACAGCCUGUACCUUUUCCAGCAGACGCUUUAAUUGGUCCUGGGAUACCAAGACAUGCGCGUCAGAUUAAUACGUUAACACAUGGUGAAGUCGUUUGCGCAGUUACGAUCUCUAAUCCCACCAAAUAUGUAUAUACGGGAGGAAAAGGCUGCGUAAAAGUUUGGGAUAUCAGCCAACCCGGAUCUAAGAGUCCUGUUUCACAAUUGGAUUGCUUGCAAAGAGACAAUUAUAUUAGAUCGGUAAAACUCUUACCAGAUGGUAGAACGUUAAUAGUAGGCGGUGAAGCAUCUAAUUUAUCAAUUUGGGAUUUAGCAAGUCCUACACCUAGAAUAAAAGCAGAAUUAACUUCUAGUGCGCCAGCCUGCUAUGCACUAGCUAUUAGUCCGGAUUCUAAGGUAUGUUUCAGUUGCUGUUCUGAUGGUAAUAUAGCUGUAUGGGACUUACACAAUCAGACUCUAGUGAGACAGUUUCAAGGACAUACAGAUGGCGCGUCUUGUAUAGACAUUUCUUCCGAUGGAACUAAAUUGUGGACGGGAGGCUUAGACAAUACUGUUCGUAGUUGGGAUCUUCGAGAAGGCAAACAAUUACAACAACAUGAUUUCAGUUCUCAAAUCUUCUCUUUAGGAUACUGUCCUACAGGAGAAUGGUUAGCAGUUGGUAUGGAAAAUUCGCAUGUAGAAGUACUGCACGCUACAAAAGCAGAUAAAUAUCAGUUACACUUGCACGAGAGUUGUGUACUCAGUUUAAGGUUCGCCACAUGUGGAAAAUGGUUUGUUUCAACUGGCAAAGAUAAUUUGUUGAAUGCUUGGCGAACGCCGUAUGGAGCGAGUAUAUUCCAAUCCAAAGAAUCAUCGAGUGUCUUGAGUUGUGACAUCUCUACAGAUGACAAAUAUAUUGUAACGGGCUCAGGAGACAAAAAAGCAACAGUGUAUGAAGUGAUGUAUUAAACAUAGUGCGCGGAAAAACAGGAGACUUUUUACACAAUACGAACGAACCAAUUUGGACAAUUAUAUCAUAAUUUUCAUUCUACUUGUACAUAAAGAGAUUGUAGAUGUUUACAACAGAGGGCGUAACUGUUAAUCGUUUUCAGCUUCUCCAAAUUUCACUAUUUAUCAAGUACUUUCCUGUACUGUGACACAACUGUAAAUUUUUUUAGAUAGCUGAGCAAAAAGGGACUUUUUUAUUUAUGUUGUCUUCUUUAGAGUAAGCCUCAACGCGGUAAGUACAGCGUGUACCAACAAUUAUGAAUCUUUUAUUGAUUCGGAUUUUUGGGACAAUCUGUAUAUUUGUUAUUUGUUUUACAAAAAAAUCUGACAUAUAUUGUUAAAAUGUGUGUGUGAAUUAGAUGUCAAUGAAUUGAAACAAAAACUUGGCACCAAUGAUUCAAAUUCAAAAUACUUAAAUAUUUAGAACUUUUCAUUGGUUUCUGGAUGUUAUUACGAAACAGAAGAUUACGUAGCAUAUUUUUCGUAAUUAAAUAAAAUUAUAUAAUUACAAACUAUAAAUUUAUUUAAUUAAAUUUUAUAUACCCUAUCCGAAUAAUCUUUCCUGUUUUCCCCAAGAAAUUAGUUGGUUUGGAUAUUUUUUCUAUUUUUGUUUAUAUACAGUAAUAACAUAUAAUUGCAUUUUUAGCCAAUACUAACACAAAUCAUUUUAGAUAAACUUUGUCAAAAUUGGUUACAUGAUUAAUUGCUGUUGCAGUUUUGCAACUUUUGAAGCCACUUCGGCGUAGAACCAGGGGUUCUUGACCUUUUAAGAGUCUUUAUCUGGACCUCCCGGUUGGAACCACUGGUUGAGGGAGGGAUGGAGGUCGAAGCAACAUCAGGAUCCGGAGAUGUUAAGUCCUCAACCGUCUUGGCAGCGUUGCCGUUUUCCUUUUUCUGUGGCGUUUGAGUUGAGCCUUGUCAAUAGCACCGGCCAGAGCUUCGACAUAGGUAAAACUGAUACAUUGUACGUAGUAGGUUCCGUGGUCAUUGUUUACUUAGACCCCUGAGACGGAAGAGGCGGAUUUGUCAUGGUUCCUGCUCUUUCAGGGCCUAUGAAAUUUAGCUGGAUUUCCCGCAGGCUGUUCUCGACACAUGAUUAUAACUCAGGUACCAUUCAUCACUCGGCACGAUUGCUUUUGACUUAGUAAGCCCAUUAAAAUGUACCGACCAUCCUCUUGUGUACGUAGACACGCCCGAGGUGGGCAGCCGUUGGGUCCCCGCACCAAUAUCAAGGUCCAACGGCCCUUGAGGGGGAAACAAUACGUUAUUCCAGAAAACGCACACACAAAAAUUACAACUUACUCGAAAAAGUGGCUAAAUGGGUUUCAAAAUCAUAAUGUUAUUCAACUUGAUUAUCAUAUAAUACACUGAGAGAACAAGCUCAUAUCAAAACAACAAGAAAAAUUAUUAGAAAGUAAAUGUCUGUCUGAUCCAGCUGUUUACUUUGAUGUUCAUAUUUCAUAUUAAAAAUAAAUAAAAUGAAAAAAUAAAUAAAAUACGCUUUUAU